Eimeria maxima is the source of this 1299-nucleotide messenger RNA. Its product is annotated as WD-40 repeat protein, putative. The coding region runs from base 1 to 1299 and encodes 432 amino acids. Gene Ontology annotation, cellular component: cytosolic [4Fe-4S] assembly targeting complex. Gene Ontology annotation, molecular function: protein binding. Gene Ontology annotation, biological process: iron-sulfur cluster assembly. The transcript is spliced from 10 exons. The record is from RefSeq and is a predicted model, not a curated record. Lineage: Eukaryota; Apicomplexa; Conoidasida; Eucoccidiorida; Eimeriidae.
AUGCUUAGGUACGUAGGAUCACAGCGUAUACCCUCGAGGGGUACAGCUGGUGACGGUGUGCACAGCCGAGCAAUUCGUUCCGUGUCUUGGAGUCCUGAUGGUUCUCUUCUUGCUGCUGCUUCCUUUGAUUCUACUGCAUCUAUAUGGACAGUACAGCAGCAGCAGCAGCAGCAGCAGCAGCGGAAGCAGCAGCAGCAGCAGCAGCAGGAAGGAGGGAGUGAUAGUGCUGCAGUUGCAACAAGAGAUCCACCGAUACAAAUUCGAUUGCUGCAAACCCUCAUUGGACAUGAGCAUGAGGUGAAGGGAGUAGCAUGGAAUAGUUCAGGAAAUCUGUUGGCGACUUGCAGCCGCGACAAAACAAUUUGGAUAUUCAGCAAAAUAGAGGAGGAGGAGGAGGAGGAGGAGGAGGAGGGAGAAGAAGAAGAGGGUAUACUGCAGCAGCAGCAGCAGCAGCAGCAGCAGCAGCAGCAGCAGCAGCAACAGCAAGAACAAGAUGAGGAAGAGGGAGACUUCGUUGUUGCCUCUGUCUUAACAGGUCAUUCACAAGAUGUAAAGGCGGUUUGCUGGCACCCAAAGAAGGAUUUGUUAGCGUCUGCCUCUUAUGACGAUACAAUUGCUAUAUGGGGACAAGGAGUUGAUGACUGGGUUAUGUUGAAGACUUUACGAGGUCAUACCGCAACAGUUUGGUCGAUUGAUUUCUUUGGUGAUGGCAAUCGUCUUAUUUCUUCAUCAGCAGAUAUGACUCUUAGAUUAUGGACAUGUUUACCCCCCAACGUAAUUGCCACAGGGCGUAUGCUCAGUGUUUCUCAAUGGUGUGUAGCACCAUUCCUGCGUCCGUUAUCUGCUGCUGCUGCUGCUGCUGCUGCAAAGGCAGCAGGAGAAGAAGCACCAGCAGCAGCAGCAGCAGCAUCAGCAACAUCAACAGCACCAUCAGCAGCAGCAGCAGCAGCAGCAGAGGAAGAGGAAGAAGCUGAGGAUACACUGCAACAGCAGCAGCAGCAAGCAGAUGCAUGGAUGUGUAUGGCAUCUAUACAAGGAGAACAUAAAGGAGUUGUUUAUUGCGUGUCUGUACACCCUACAAAGAAUUUAUUAGCUACUGCCUGCGGAGAUGGGCAUAUCCGUAUUUAUUUAUUAACAGACACAGGAGCGACUCUCCUGCACUGUCAGGAGAAAGCGCACAGUUCGGACGUCAACACUGUUGCGUGGUGCCCUGAAGAGGGAGAAGUUCUGCAUUUGGCCUCUGUGGGAGACGACGGGUUUCUUUCUGUGUGGUGUCUAGACACCCCAGUUGAAGCCUAA